This is a messenger RNA of Salarias fasciatus (jewelled blenny), 2780 nucleotides long. It is a transcript of the gene ccdc177, whose product is annotated as coiled-coil domain containing 177. The transcript is spliced from 3 exons. NCBI's taxonomy places the organism in Eukaryota, Metazoa, Chordata, Actinopteri, Blenniiformes, Blenniidae. The coding region runs from base 220 to 2766 and encodes 848 amino acids. The record is from RefSeq and is a predicted model, not a curated record.
UAUUAAUCGAGGCUGGCAGGCUGCAGAGAGGCUCCGUGCGCGUGUCCGUGCGUGUCUGCCGGAGGCUGCGGGGAUGUGACGCUCCAUCUGCGGGUCGACGGCCGCAGCUCUCCCCCUGAAACCUGAUAUUAUGCGGGGAACCGGGGACACUGCACGGAUUCAAGGGGAACAAAGCACCGGUUCAGACAUCGAUUUGCACACUGGCAGUGUUAGCCAACUAUGGUGGACCCCUCGGAGGCUGAGGAGCAGAGCAAGUGUAAAGGCCCGCACCUCGACACCCCUGCCGUGGCCACUGAAGACCCUCGGCUGCCCGAUCAGGCUGACGGCACCACGACAGAGGAGGAAGGGGAUGCCGCUUUUCAGACACCGCCCACUGGCAGCUCGGAGCCCAGCCCCUGCCACACCGCCGCCCCGGCGGGAUCUGAGACCGCCGGCGGGGACACGGCCCCCCAGCAGCCCCAGGCUCAGAACGACAGAGACCUGGCCCCGAAACUGCACCUGGACCUGUACAACUUUGACUCGCCGGCCGCCGAGGGCAGCCGCUACGUCCUAACCAGCCCCCGUUCUCUGGAGGCAUGUGCCCGCUGUGGGGUCAAGCCUGUGGAGCUGCUGCCCCGCCCGCUCGCCGACUUCGCCCGGGAGGCUCCCGGCCGCUCCAUGCGCGUUGCCACCGGGCUGUUCGAGGUCUACGAGAAGGACAGGCACGCCAAACUGAGGCAGUGCAGGGAGGAGAGGGAGCGGAUUGUCAGAGAGGAAAAGAGGAGGAUUCUGCAGGCGGCCGUCAACAGCAGCAGCGGCACGUCAUCGACCUCCGUGGACAAAACCACUUCUGGCUCCAGCCAUCCUCCUAAAUCUGCUCUCGUAGCAUCCAGCUCUCCCCCUGAUGCAGGAGUAUCUUCAAGAGCCACAACAUCAGGUCCAACCUUAAAAGCAGCUCUUUCAUCGAAAGGCCCUGCCUCCAGUCUGAGUACCUCUCCUAAAUCUGUCAAUGCAGGAUCCACUCUGUCCUCAAAAACUGGUUCAACACCAUCUUCCAAGGUUGGAUAUCAGAGUUCUACAAAGCAUGGUUUGUCUUCAUCACCGGAGCAAUCAAAACCCUCAAGGCCGCUCUCGUCUGGCCCUCCGCCGGUCGUCAGGAAGUCGUCUGGAGGUAAAUCUUCCAACACGUUUCCCAGAUCGACACCAAAACCGCCCUCCUUCCCGAGAGCCAACUCCACGUUGACGUCAUCCGUAUCGAAGCCGGCGGUUCAGAGUCCCGGGGCGCCGCUCAACGGCGUCUCGGGGGGCCAGUUCUCUCAGCACAAUGGACACCUGGGAUUUCAUCCCAGGGUGCGAGGGAAAAGCCAUUCGCUGGAGUCUCUGCAGCGGAGGAUGGAUCCCUUCUGCUCCUCAACCUCCACCACCACCACCACCACGUGCACGUCGUCGGAGUCGGGCGCCUCCUCGUCCUACAGCUGGGAAGGUGCGAGAGACCACUGGAUGAAGGUCUCCAGCCCUCGAGCUCGCACUCUGGCUACCUUCAACUCCCUGAUGGGCCGCAGCCUCAGCCUGGGCGACCUGAGCCACUCUCCUCAGACCACGCAGAAGGUGGAGCGCAUCGUCAAGGAGGUGAAGCGCCGAGGCCUCAAGGCCGUGUCGGAGCGAGACCGAAAGAUCGCCGCCCUCAUGCUCGCCAGAUACCAAGAGGAAGACAUCAUGAGCCAGACUCGCUACGUGGCCCACCUUCAGUGGGACAGCGAGCGCAGGAUGGAGGAGCUGCGCCGGGAGCAGGAGGAUCGGGAGAAGCAGCGCGCCGUGCUGCAGUGCCAACGAGUCUGGCACACGCAGGUGUCCAUCCGCCAGCGGAGGCUCAGCCAGCAGGAGCGGGAGUCGGCCGCCGCCAAAAUGCGGCAGGUAGAGGAGAAGGAGGAGCAGUGGAGGGAGCUGGCGGAGCAGCAGGAGCGCAGCCGUCUGCUGAGGCUCCAGCAGGGGGCCCGAGAGGAGAAGCACAAGAAGGCGCUGCAGGAGCAGAACCUGAAGGCCCUGGAGGAGGAGAGGGCCGCCAUGCUGGAGCAGGAGAGGCUGCUGCUCAAAGAGAAGCUCACCAUGGCCGAGCUGAAGCGGCAGGAGAAGGAGCACCAGGCCCAGGAGGAGAGGCGAGGCCUGAACAAGGCCGAGAAGAGACGCCACGCCGCCCUGAUCCAGGAGAUCGCCCGCCGAGAGCAGGAGGAGCGCGAGGAGGCCCGGAGGUCGGCCGAGGAGAAGCUCAGCCGCUCCCUGGAGAACUACGAGCAGAUCGUGGAGCGGCGGGGGCAGGAGCUGAAGGAGAAGGCCAAGCGCGAGGAGAAGCAGAUCCAGAAGGCGCGCAAGGCCGCGGAGAAGCGCGAGCGGCAGCAGCAGCUGCUGCUGGAGGCUCGCGUCAAGGAGGCGGAGAAGCGGGCGCAGCAGGCGGCCCUGGUGGCCGAGGAGCGGGCCAAGGAGAAGGCCCAGCGGGCCGUCCAGACCCGGCAGGAGAAGGAGCGGCUGCAGAAGCUCAACAGGCAGCGCGUGGAGGAGGAGGAGAGGCAGCGGCGCCUGGAGCUGCUGCAGUCCAUCGAGAGGAAGCUGGAGAAGAGCGAGCAGAUCUUCAGGGAGAAGAAGGCGGUGCUGGAGAGCGCGCGCUCGGUGGCGCGGGCCUCGUUCCACGUGCGAGACCGAGUCCGCGAGGAGACCAACAUGCGCACCUUCGAUAAGAUGGCCCUGGAGGCUCAGCUCAAAGCCAGCCUGGAUGAAAAACUGAACCCAUGAAACUUGUUUUUUCU